AGAUCAUUUCUGUGUUGCAGACAUUGGAGAAGAAGCUGGGAGAUCUGUAGGAGUCCAGCAGCCAGCUUUACUGAGAGACAGGAGCCUUGGUUCUGCCAUGAAAGACUGCCCAUAUUGUGGAAAAACAUUCAGAACAUCACAUCACUUAAAGGUCCACUUGAGAAUACAUACAGGUGAGAAGCCUUACAAGUGUCCGCAUUGUGAUUACGCUGGUACUCAGUCGGCGUCCCUCAAGUACCACUUGGAGAGGCACCAUCGGGAGAGACAAAAUGGAGCGGGGCCACUCUCUGGACAGGCUGCAAGCCAAGAACACAAAGAAGAGACAUCAAGUAAAAGUUCUGUGUUUAUUAGACCAGAUAUACUGAGAGGAGCCUUCAAGGGGCUUCCUGGUAUUGAUUUCCGAAGUGGCAUGGUCUCACAACAGUGGGCAUCAGGAAUGCUGUCUUCUGGAGAUCAGCAAGGACAAGCAGCUGGCAUGUCAUCUGAAGUAUCUUCAGAAAAUAUGAAGGGUUCUGACAUAUCUUCCAAAGGAACACACUUCUCUGAACUUGGCCGUGCUUACCAGAAUAUGGUUGGGAACGGCGUGAACUUUCAAGGGUCUUUGCAAGCUUUCAUGGACAGCUUUGUCCUAAGUUCUUUGAAGAAAGAAAAAGAAAUGAAGGAUAAAGCUCUAUCAGAUCCACUUUCAGCAAAAGCUCUGGGCUCAGAUGGAGGUGAGGAAAAGAUCAGUAGCAAGUCCUCCCAGAGAAAAACCGAGAAGUCGCAAUAUGAACCUCUUGACUUAUCCGUAAGGCCAGAUGCAGCCUCCCUCCCAGGUUCAUCUGUCACUGUGCAAGACAAUAUUGCUUGGCAUGGCUGCUUAUUUUGCUCCUUUACCACUUCGUCUAUGGAACUAAUGGCUCUACACCUCCAGGCCAAUCACUUGGGCAAGGCUAAACGUAAGGACAGCAUCAUAGGGAACAACAAAGAGCAAUCUAGAGAAGCUUCAGCCUCAGUUAACAAAGUGAGCUUGCUCUCUGCUUCUGUGCAGUCCAGCAAAGAGGCUGUAGUUUCAAACAUGCUUAGCCAGCUGGACUCAGCUUCUGAGAAAAUGACCCAAGGACAAAAUAAAGAGACCCUGGGAGAGCAAAAGAGUGCUGCCUGGCCCAGCCACAUGGAAUCCACUUUUUGUAAUUUUACAACAGACUUCUAUAAGCAGUUUGGUGUUUAUCCUGGUGUUAUUGGCACAGGAACACAAAAUUCUUGCACCAGUAAUGAAUCUGAAAUAAAACCACAGUCUGAAGACGACCCAAAUAUUCUGCUCUCUGACUCUGUAAAUAAAAGUGCUACUGAUGACCUUUCUGACAUAGCUUCAUCUGAGGAUAUGGAAUCUUCCAAGGAGGAAAACAUUGAAGAUGAGGAUAUUGAAACAGAACCAGAUAUUAUGAAUAAGCAGUUGUCUGCCCUAAACAAGGAAAGCAGUGAAGGAGGCGACAACAUACAAAGUGCAGUCACCUCACAACCAGCACAAGGGCUCGUAUCGCCACUGCCACAAGCAUCAGAAAAGCAGUGGCACAGUCAGAAUCUUCUAUCCUCCCAUGAAACUGCACAAGGAGUGAUGAAACCCGAACAAGUUCAGGGUCCGCAGGUCCUGGAGAAGCAGAUGAACAUGUUGUCAGUCCUAAGAGCUUACAGCUCUGAUGGCUUAGCAGCCUUUAAUGGACUUGCAAGUAGCACAGCAACUAGUGGAUGUAUCAAGAGACCUGACUUGUGUGGUAAGUUUUAGACCUUCUUUUAGACCAUUUCAGAAAACACUUGUGCAGAAUCAUGAAGCUGCUCUUUAAAUAUACUUAGUCAUGUUUGUUAGUAAUACGUUUUUUUUAAAUGUUAAACCCUGUGGGCCAAAUUCUAGUCUUAUAUGUGGUCUACUCCAUUGAAAUCAGCAGUGCUGCAUGCAUAUACUUACACAGAAUUUUAGAAAGAACUUGCUCUUAAACCAUAGUAGCAGCAAUAUAGACUAUCUGUGCUAGUGGCAUCUGAAGGGGAUAUUUACUGCUUUAGCAUACUCAAAGGAGGAAAAAGUUUUUAAAAAAUCACAUGGUAACUUGCAAACUUUUCAGUAUUCUGAUAGAAGUAAGAACCCAAGACAAACACUGGAUGCUUUGCCAGGCAAGCCUUGCGCCUUCUCUGUCUGUCUCUGUCUCUCUCGCUGUGCUUCUACUCCGAGUGCAUUCAGUUUCUACAGUAUCCAUUAAAUCAAAGGCCAGGUGGAUGGGAUGCAUCUACCUUUAAUGAAGAGGUAUUCUUUUCCUUUAUCUCCCCCUCCCCUCCCUUAUUUUUUAAUAAUUCUGUUUUUCUGAUUUGUUUCGAUGGCAACUAUACAAUAGUAGCCUUUGACAAUUUUCACUGUCCUAACAGAGGUUGUACAAGUUGUGGUUUGCCUAAUUAAGACUAUGCCUCUGAGUAAUUAAAACAGCAGUGCACCAAACAAAGUCCCCCAGUUUUUUACCCUUGUAGUCUCAGAUAUAGAAAACUGACAAAAAGGAAAGCUAAAUCUGUUUGGAACAAAUGAGACUGAGGACUUUUCAAUUUAGCUCCUGUUUUGUAAGCAUAGUGCUCGCUUGAAAGAGAUUUUAGAAUGUAAAUCCGUUGAAAAACAGUAUCACUUUAAAAAGCAGAGUCAGCAAAGGACACAAAAACUUCAGUAAUGCUCUUGUUUCAUUUAACCUUCAAACGAAUCAGAAAACUCAUUGUCAGAGCUGAACGUGCGUAAGAAAAUGUAUUCAAGUUACAAAAAAAAAAAAAAA
Meleagris gallopavo (turkey) is the source of this 2786-nucleotide messenger RNA. NCBI's taxonomy places the organism in Eukaryota, Metazoa, Chordata, Aves, Galliformes, Phasianidae. The record is from RefSeq and is a predicted model, not a curated record.